Molecule: messenger RNA, 1221 nt
Organism: Pelagomonas calceolata
Lineage: Eukaryota; Pelagophyceae; Pelagomonadales; Pelagomonadaceae
Source: the annotation of a GenBank genome assembly
AUGCGCCGCCACACGGAAAGCGCGCCGCCACCGCCACCGCCGCCGCCCGAGAGAAGCCCGCACGUGCGCUGGCACCCGACCGUGCGCUCGCCGCGGCCGACGCCGCGCUACUACCGCGGCCUCCCGCCGCGGCGGCGACUCAUGCCGCGCGCGCCGCCGCGGAGCCGGUGGCGCGCGACGCGGUUCGUCGUAGCGUGCGUGGCCACGUACACGCUCUGCACGCUCCUGCGGGACGGACCCCCGUCGCGCGUGGCGUCCGUGGUCGUCGUCGGAGCGAUGGGUUCCGGGACGGUGCACACGAGUCGCGAGCUGCGGGCCUUGGGGCUGGACGUGACGCACGAGCGCUUUGAUGGGCGGGACGGCGCCGUCGGCUACGCGCAUGCGCUCCUUUAUUUAGAUCCGCUCGACGACAAGGAGCGGGACCCGCUCUGUUUGACUAAUCUGAAGCGCGCGUGGCACCCCCAACUAAUAUUUUUGGACGCGCGCGGCGAGUGCGGCGAGGAGCGGGACCACCGCGGCGCGGCGCCGGGCGGCGCGAUGAAGCGCAUCGGUCAAUGCUGGCGGAAAGCGUGCCCGGCGGCGGCGCGGCGCUGGCGCGGCUGCGGCGCCAAGGGCACGUGCCCCAUCCAGCUGGCGCCGAAGCCCGUCGUUUUGGUGAGACACCCGCUGCGCACCGUCGAGUCCCUCGUUGCUGGUUUUUGCGGCGACGGGGCGCUCGCCGCGAACGGGACGCGUUCGGUUGAGCCGCAGAUCCUGGCCAUGGCGCGCAUUGUCGGGCUGGAGGAGGCGCCGCUCGCGCAAAUCUCGUGCGCGCACGGCUUCGCCCGGGCCUGGGCGGCCUACUACGGCGCGCUCGAGCUUCUUAUUAAAAAGGGCGCGGCGGCCGGCGUCGUCCGCGUCGAGCAGGACGACGGCGUUUGCGCCAUCGUUUCCAAGGCCGCGGCCGCCGCGAAGCCGCCUCAACGGCUGGCCGCCGCCGCGGAGACGUGCGCGCACCGCGGAUGGCGCGCGUGGCUGCCGGCGCUCCGCGAGCGGUGGGAGCGGAUUUUUGAAGUCGGGCCGUUCGACGACGGCGCGAACCGGCGCAACGAGGGGCGCCUGCGCCUGUCCUGGCGCGACCUGCGACGCGUCGACAAGCCGCUCGCGGCGGAGAUGCUGCGCCUCGCGGAAUUUUACGGGUACGACAAGCCGCGCGCCGGCGACCGGCUGCGGCCGGACUAG